Procambarus clarkii (red swamp crayfish) is the source of this 2581-nucleotide messenger RNA. It is a transcript of the gene GCS2beta, whose product is annotated as glucosidase 2 subunit beta. Gene Ontology annotation, molecular function: calcium ion binding; protein binding. Gene Ontology annotation, cellular component: glucosidase II complex. The record is from RefSeq and is a predicted model, not a curated record. Gene Ontology annotation, biological process: N-glycan processing. NCBI's taxonomy places the organism in Eukaryota, Metazoa, Arthropoda, Malacostraca, Decapoda, Cambaridae.
GGUGGGCUGCAGCCAAUGGGGAAGGUCCAACGCGACGUAAACAACAGCAGGCGGCCAGCUGACGACGGCACGCAGGGUGACGCCGGCCACGCCAUCCACCAUUGUAUCUCCUGCUAUAUUAGCCUUAUUUCUGCCACCACAAUGAAGAGCGUUUUAGCCUUCUGGUUGUUGUGCGGGGUGGGGGCGACGGAGGUGCUGAGGCCGCGUGGAGUGGUGCUGUCCAAAGCAUCAUUCUAUGACCCAAAGAGAGACUUCACCUGCCUUGAUGGUUCUGGGACGAUCUCAUUUUCAUACGUGAAUGAUGAUUACUGUGACUGCCAAGAUGGAAGUGAUGAGCCUGGAACAGCUGCCUGUCCCAAUGGAUUCUUCCACUGUACCAAUGCUGGCCACACACCUCUCAACAUUCCGUCCUCGCGAGUCAACGAUGGUGUUUGUGAUUGCUGUGAUGCUUCUGAUGAGUAUGCCUCCAGUGCCAGUUGUGUCGACACAUGCCGAGAAUUGGGCAAGGCAGCUCGUGAAGAGGCAGCCAAGCAAAGAGAGGAAAGGUUAAAAGGUUAUCAGUUACGUCAGUCAAUGAUUGAAGAGGGCCGCAAAACAAGAAAGGAGGCAGAGAAAAAAAUUGAAGAACUAAAAAAAGAAAAGGGAGAUGCAGAAUCCACUCGUCUUGAAAAGGAAGAAAUUAAGAAGACUGCUGAAGAACCAGAAAAGUUGGCAUUGGAGAAGUACCUGGAUGCCGAAGCAGAGAAGAAGGCCAAAGCUGAGGAAGAAGAGAAGAAAAAAGAUGAGGCCGAGGCCAGGGAGGCUUUUGCUCAUCUUGAUAACAAUGGUGAUGGCUUUUUGACAAUUGAAGAGCUCCAGUCCAGACAAACUUUUGAUACAAACAGGGAUGGACAGGUUUCCCAGGAGGAGGCAAAGUUUUACCUGGGUCAAGAGGAUAGCAUGUCGAAGGACACCUUCCUCAACUCAGGAUGGUUAAUGAUGCGACCAAUCUAUACCAUGGACAAAGGAAUGUUCACUCCCCCUUCAUCCACACCAUCCCCUCCCGAGAAGACCCUCGCUCCUCCCCCACCUGUGUUUGAUGAGGACAACUACCAGACAGAAGAGGAAGAGGAGCCUGAAGAUUUUGACUCUAACUUGGACCCUGAGGAUGACUCUGAAGACGAUGACAGUGAAGAGUAUGAUCCUCCUGAGGAUGAGCAUGAGGAUGUUGGCAAGGAAGGAGAGCAAAAGGAAGAGGAAGAAGAACCCAAAUAUGAUGAAGAGACUCAGAAACUGGUUGAUGUGGCUAAUGCAGCUCGUGAAGAGUUCGAUGAAGCAGACAGGCGUGUUCGAGACUUGGCCAGGGAAUUGCGCACUCUGGAAGAAUCCCAAGAAAAGGAUUAUGGUCCAGAAGAUGAAUUCAGGGUCUUGGAAGGAAAUUGCUUCGAGUACACGGAUAGAGAAUAUACAUACCGACUUUGUCCCUUUGAUAAGGCAAUUCAGAAGCCCAAAUCAGGCCAUGGUGAAACACGGCUUGGUCAGUGGGGUGAGUGGUCUGGACCAGAAGAAAAUAAAUACAGUAGAAUGCUGUACAAUAAUGGUCAAGCGUGCUGGAAUGGGCCCACCAGAUCGGCAGAUGUUCACAUAUCAUGCGGAACAGAGACAAAACUUAUGGGUGUUUCUGAACCAAACAGAUGUGAAUAUUUAUUCCUUUUAAGCAGCCCGGCUGUAUGUACGAAACCAGAAGAUGUGAAUGGCGAUGAGAAUACAGAUCACAGUCACAUCGAGUUGUAGGGAUCCGCGUAAUAUAUUACCAGUAUUUUGUACAUUUUUUUUUUUAAUAAUUAAACACGAAUUUAGUUUUUUAAAACAUAAUUUUUUUUAGUUGCAACAUCACAUUGUGUCUAAUUUCUAAUUUCAAGGUCCACAUUGGCCCUAAACCUUUGUAUUAUGUAUGGUUAUCUUUAAGCAGACGAUGAGUUCCAAUAACGUGGCUGAAGAGUUGAUAUUCAACCCACACAUCUGAAAAUGAAGAAACGACGACGAUUCAGUCCCUCCUGGACCAUUGACGAUGGUUCAGGAAGGACCAAAACGUCAUCGUUUCUUCAUUUUCAGAUGUGGUGUUAUCUUUAAGUUUCUUUAAACUUGCACUUUUAUUUGGUAUAUUGUCGGUAUAAAACAGGAAUAUUUCUGUUAUUCUUUAGUAAAUACAUGGCUUAGAUUAUAUUACUGGUAAAUUGAGAUUGAUUUAUAUAAGUCUUGCUAAAUAAUCUUGAAUGUACCACUAUAUUUGAAUAUGUUUGGCAUAAACAUGCUCUUAUUACAAGCUAUUGUUUAUUAUAGCUCUUGAAGUUUAUUGGCUAAAUUUUAACCUAAUUAAAAUUAACUUAGGCAAUAUAAUAAAAAUGUAUUAAUUGGACUGGACAUUUUUUCAUCUGUUGUCCAUACCUGUUAAUUUUUAGGUUGAGGGAACUAUUGAAGUUUCAUUGAUUGUAUAAGCUGGUAUCUGUGAUGAUAACAUUCCUGUAAAACUUUGUCAAUAGCAUUUGUCUGAGUUUAUUAAGAUAAAAUCACAUGUUUUCAUAGUAAAUCUAAAAAUUCU